Cyphellophora europaea CBS 101466 is the source of this 1845-nucleotide messenger RNA. RefSeq lists its product as uncharacterized. Gene Ontology annotation, molecular function: DNA-binding transcription factor activity, RNA polymerase II-specific; transcription cis-regulatory region binding. Bases 1 to 1845 code for a protein of 614 amino acids. Gene Ontology annotation, cellular component: nucleus. Gene Ontology annotation, biological process: regulation of DNA-templated transcription. The transcript has a single exon. Lineage: Eukaryota; Fungi; Ascomycota; Eurotiomycetes; Chaetothyriales; Cyphellophoraceae. The record is from RefSeq and is a predicted model, not a curated record.
AUGGCGCGCCCACCAGACCCGACUGAAGAGCGAUUCGAGCGCCUGGAGGCUGAGGUGCUGCAGUUGAGAGAGCAGAUUGCUUACAUCCAAAACCAACAGGCAGCCAGCGCGCAAGCGCAACGCAGUAUUCCGCAGCACGACGCUAUGAAUAGUUAUGUAACUACUUCCACAUCCUAUGGCGCCGGAGUGUCGUCGCGCUCCCUGGUCCAACCAAGUCCUCGAGGCAGCUAUGGCAGCGCGGCCGGCGCAAACACUUUCAAUGCAGGCCCUCCUACGUCCUAUCGAGCAGCUACUUCUUUCGAUCGGGCCUCGCCUUCGAUCAACAGCAACGCCGUCACAUCCCCACUCUCGGGUCUGGGCGAGGGCCGCAAGCGGAAACGAAACCAGAUCGAGCUUCGCCGGGAUGUACCUUCCGACUUCGUCACCAAAGGACUCAUGAGCAUUGAACAGGCGCGAAUGUUCUGGGUAUCCUUCUUCCAAGGCUGCGACAGGUUUGUCCCAGUCUUUGAUCCCAACUAUGACACCUUUGAUUCUGUCCGCAUGCGCAGCAGUUUCUUGUUCAAUGCCAUCUGCACGAUGGGUUGCACCGUAUCUGGGAGUGAUGCGCAACUCCCUCAUGUGCUCAACUUUGAGCUCAAGAAGCUUGUCAAUCAGGUGGUCAUGACGCAGGAGCGGCAGUCGCUAGAGGCAGUUCAAGGCUUGCUGGUCAUUGCUUGCUACUCGCCCGAACGGUCGCUGGUCUUGUCAUUUGCAGCGCGCCUCGCCUUGGAGAUCGACCUACCAAGUGCUUUUGAUGACCUCACUGCUUCUUUAAUGGCUACGGAACAGACAUCGACCGUUGACAAGGCGCAUCUUAUACGCUGCUCACGGACAUGGUUCGAACUGCUCGUGCUUGAGAACAUGCUCCAAGUCGACGCCGGUAAGCUACCAAGCUUUGCGUCCAAGGGUUCUGCGAGACGAUGCAGAGUACUCUUACAACAGACGGAGACUACGCUGCUUGAUCUCCGCCUGCUUUCUCAGGUUGAGCUCAACUAUCUUCGUACCAAGAUUCACGAUGCCCUUGAAAAGCGGGACGGCGGUUCUGAUGAAGAUAUCCUGGAUGAGAUCCGAGAUGCACGCAUCGACAUCGAUCUCUGGUUCAACGAUUGGAAAUCACUUAUGGAGCACUCGUCAAUCGCCGGCGCCGAGCGUCCAAUGCUAUUGAUCAAUCUACGUGUGCAGCGCCACUGGUGCGAAGCCAUGUUCUACUUUCGCGGCCUGAAGUGCCUCGGCAUUGAGAACAUCGAUGCCAUGGGCCCGGCCGGCCGGCAGCUCCUAGCUAUGGCCAAAUCGUCGCUCAAGGCUCACCUCGCAACCACACUCGAGGAGCCGAAUUUCUACCUCGCCAACCUGCGCUUCGCUAUGGACUUCUCCUGGGCAAAAUGCGCCUUUUGCUUCCUCCUCGUCCUGAAGCUGACGCGCCUCCUCCCCGAGAGCGAAGAGGAUAACUACCGCCUCCUGGAGGACGGCAACAAGCUCUACCAGCACCUCAGCAAUGCCGGCACCUAUGCUGGCAGCAGCACGAGCCGGCUCUACGUCCAGGUCCUGGGCGUCAGUCUCGAAAAGUAUGGCCGUGCCCUACGACAGUAUCAGCAGGGUCAGCAGAGCCAGUCGGCCGGCCCAACCUUCUUCUGGGAGUCUAGCGACGCCAACUUGGAGCUGCAGAGCUUCGUGCCCGAGCAAUUUGUCUUCGAGUGGAAUUUCCCCGGUUUGACCUUGUUCUCGAGCCCGACGGCUUGGCAGGAGUUCUUUGAUGACUAUCUUUUGGGGUUUGGGGGCGAGAGUGGCCAGCAGACUAGUGUAUGA